UACAGUACGCAUUGAGGGUGCAAUCCAGGCAAACAAUAAGUUUUCUCAAAGUUUUACUCGAGGAUUCUCUGCACGUAUCUAAGCAACAAGGUUUUACCGUGUUUACUCGUACUGACUACGCGCUACACACGCGGCCUGACAAGGCUCGGGCUCUGUGGGAAGCUGAGCGAACAGGAGUAAGGAAAUACGCAUACAGAAGAGGGAGAGAGAGUGAGAGAGGGAGAGAGCAAGAGAGACAAAAGUUUACACCCAAGGUCUGAGCCUCAUUGACACGCAUAAAAGAGGGAUCGGGCACGCGAACGCGACACGCCUCCAGUGGGGACUGAUAACUGUGAUAUGACUUUAGUGGGACUUAAGGACGAAGAUUUGAAUCGACUACCCACAAUGCUGAGCGUGCAUCAGCAACAGCAUCACGGAUUACUGACUGGACCGGCAGGACCUCAAUCUCAUCGUGGCAACGUGAUCGUCUCUACGAGUAGCGUUCCCGGAUCAAUCGGCGUUGGCGUUGGAGCCAGCAGCCACGAGAUCAAGAUGCACGGAUGCAAGCGGUCCAAGAUUUACGCGCAGUCCAGUCCGUACGGGACGCUUCCGCAUCAGCCAGCCUCCGUUGCGCGACGCAACGCGCGCGAGAGGAAUCGCGUGAAGCAGGUGAACAACGGGUUCGCGACGCUUCGGCAGCACAUACCGCAGAGUGUUGCCCAGGCCCUGGGGGCCAGCGUCUCGACGAGCCCCACGCCGGCAGCCGCAGCCGCAGCCUCCAACACCGCCGCAGGACGUGCCGCCUCCAAGAAACUUUCAAAAGUCGAGACGCUCCGGAUGGCCGUCGAGUACAUCAGGAGUCUUCAGCGACUUCUCGACGAGCACGAUGGCACAUCUUCGGACACUGGCACGAUGACCUCAUCGUCCUCGGCCUCGUCGCCUUCGUCCUCCUGCUCCUCGUCGUCGUCAUCCUCCUCCUCGUCGACCUCGACGUCCCCGGCAUCCUCCAAUGCCGACUCGCAAUUGGAUCUCAUUACGGACGGUGGUAACCAUCAUCAUCGUCAUCACCUUCACCAUCAUCACCAUCAUCAUCAUCACAGCCAUCACAACGACCAUCAGCAGCAGCAACAGCAGCAGCAGCAUCCGUCCUCGUUCGUCGCGGCGCCUUCUUCGGAAGCGUCGAGCUCACCCACGCCAAGCUUCGUCAGCGACGCCUCGUCCGCCGGUAGCCAAGGAUACGGCGGCGGUAGUGGUCCCACUUCCGGUACCACCGCGUCCAUCUACGCCUCGCACUCCGACAGUUACGACAACUACGAGCCCAUGAGCCCCGAGGAUGAGGAACUGCUGGACGUCAUCUCCUGGUGGCAGCAGAGUCAAUGAGGAUGGACCACAUCUCGAGGCUUCGGACCUUCGGCUCAAAAUCGUCAUUGUCACAUCCAGCAUCCGCAUUCUCUUCUGUCAUCUCCUCGUUCUUCUAUCGAUCAAGGAAUCAGACAAUUUAUUAAAGAGAAAAAGAAAAUUGAGAUAACACCAAGGCACAAAGAUAACGAAGAGUCGAAGCUACCGAAAAAUCGAGGACAAUCAUAGAAUCUCGGCUGUUCCACCUACUGUGAUCUAGUCAUACACGUUCUACGGAAGAUGCUCACUCUUGAGAUGGCCCAACGUUGCUUUCUGCUCCCAUGAAGAUAAAAAAGAAAAGACAACUUGUAUUAGAAUUAACUCCGCAGCCACUAUAGCAAACACGCAACAGCCAGCGUAGAUUUAGACGUUACUUUAAUUUUAAUUUAGGGAAUAUACGAGACCUGUUACUCAUCGCGACUCCAGUGUACAUAUAGGAUGUAAGUAUCUAGGGAAGAGAGGAUGAGCAAGCAUAGGACGAGUAAGAGAUAAGUGAGAAGAUACGAUUAGGAUUAGAGGUCGACCUCAUCCUUAGAGAGUAUGAGGUUCUGUUCCCUUUUUUUUUUCACAUUCAAAGUGCCUGCCUUAAAGUGCUAUACAUAUUAUUUAUUGACUUGCUCGCGAACGAGCCUAACGAUGGCGCGGAUGCCAUUUAUUUAAUUGUAAAUGAGGAUAGACCUUUUUUUUCAUAGAGAAAAAUACCAGCCGACUUGUCGCUAAGAAAAGUCUAUAGGUUUUCAUAGAAAUUCCCAUAUGCCAGUGCCUUUUGAAAAUAAUUAAUAUUCGACAUCGA
This is a messenger RNA of Cephus cinctus (wheat stem sawfly), 2170 nucleotides long. Its product is annotated as achaete-scute complex protein T3-like. The record is from RefSeq and is a predicted model, not a curated record. The transcript has 3 exons. Gene Ontology annotation, cellular component: RNA polymerase II transcription regulator complex. Gene Ontology annotation, biological process: neuron differentiation; sensory organ development; regulation of neurogenesis. NCBI's taxonomy places the organism in Eukaryota, Metazoa, Arthropoda, Insecta, Hymenoptera, Cephidae. Bases 337 to 1359 code for a protein of 340 amino acids. Gene Ontology annotation, molecular function: DNA-binding transcription factor activity, RNA polymerase II-specific; RNA polymerase II transcription regulatory region sequence-specific DNA binding; protein dimerization activity.